AUGGUAUUCAACGAGCCAUCCGUUGAAGGGCAAGCGAUAAAGGAGCCAGAAAGCAACACGGGCGAGGCGAUUGAGGAUGGUUUCCACAUGACUACGAAGCAAACCCUCUCGUUCUCCGCGAUGAUGAGCCUCAGCCUGAUGGCUGCACUUGAUGGCUCUUCGAUCUCUGUCACAUUGCCGGCUAUCGCCAAUGAUUUAGAUGCUUCUGUCAUAGAGGCCUUUUGGACAGGAACUUCUUAUCUCUUGUGUUGUGCCAUUUUCCAGUCAGUCUUCGGGUCUCUCUCUGGGCUUUUUGGUAGCAAGAUCUUCAUCCUACUGGCUAUACUAUUUUUCGCCGUUGGAGCUCUCGUGGCAGGCACUGCGCACAAUGUGUUUCGUCUUCUCCUCGGUCGGUCCUUGCAAGGAGUUGGAGGCGGUGGUUUGAUCACCCUGACCGGUGUGAUGAUUGCAGAUUUUGUUCCUUUGAAAGAGCGCGCAAAGUACUUUGGCAUUCUCAGUGCUAUGUGGGCUCUGGGCUCUGUCGUUGGCCCUGUUAUUGGCGGAUGCUUUGCAGAGAAAUCAACCUGGCGUUGGAUCUUCUAUAUCAACUUCCCUUUCAUCGGCCUCGGGGCUAGUCUGCUCGUCUUUUGUUUCCCAAAUUCGCAUCGUACCGAUACAUUCUGGGUUCAACUCAAGCAAAUUGACAUUCUAGGAAUGUCUCUGUUCAUCCCGAGUAUCAGCUUCUUUCUGAUCCCCCUCUCUUGGGGUGGAAUCAUGUACCCCUGGGGUUCGUGGCAAACAGUAGUCCCAUUGAUUGCCGGGGCUCUAGGUCUCGUCGCUUUUGCAUCGUACGAGUCCCGAGGUGUUUUGCAUCCGCUGAUUCCACCGGUCCUGUUUCGAGAUCGAUCCAGAGUUAUUUCUCUGCUUGGUUUCUGUGCCCUCGGCUUUUUGCUCUGGUGUGGCCUGUACUAUCUCCCGCUCUACUAUGAGGCAGUCCAGGGAUACAACCCUAUAGUCACCGGCGUGGCCCUGUUCCCUGCUACAUUAACUGUAGCUCCCAUUGCCGCCAUCACAGGAUUCGCCAUCACCGCAACCGGUCGAUGCCGAUGGGCUAUUUGGGGAGGUUGGACGCUGUCGACCCUAGGUUUCGGAAUUCUCUGUCUUCUGCAAGUCGACACGAGUAUUCCUGCUUGGAUCUUCCUGGACCUCGUGUCUGGCAUUGGACUCGGCAUAGUUGUUCCCGCUGUAGCAUUUGCCGUUCAGGCCUCUGUCCCAACGGAACUCGUGCCACAAGCCAUCACCCUUUCUACUUUCUUUCGGAGCUUUGGACAGUCGCUGGGGGUUGCGAUUGGUGGUGCAAUCUUCGAGAACCGCGUUAGCGCGACCCUUUCAGCCAAUCCACAUCUAAUUGCGCUUGCGAGUCAGUACAGUCACAACGCCUUUGGUGUAAUCGCGCUGCUGCAGAAGACGGACGAAGAAACUAGAUACGAGAUUCGAUCUGCGUACGUGGAAAGCUUGCGCACUGUGUGGGCGGUUGGCUGUGCAGUGUCGGGCCUUAGUCUGAUUGCAAGUCUGUUUAUCAAGUCUUGUCGGAUUAGGUAG
Molecule: messenger RNA, 1581 nt
Organism: Penicillium brasilianum
Lineage: Eukaryota; Fungi; Ascomycota; Eurotiomycetes; Eurotiales; Aspergillaceae
Source: the annotation of a GenBank genome assembly